Molecule: messenger RNA, 1224 nt
Organism: Funneliformis caledonium
Lineage: Eukaryota; Fungi; Glomeromycota; Glomeromycetes; Glomerales; Glomeraceae
Source: the annotation of a GenBank genome assembly
AUGGUUCACAUAAUUUGGAAGAUUAAUUAUAGAUUUCUUUACAAUUUAACUGAAGAUGAUCCUGGAAUUAUCACAAAAAUUAUAUUAAGAUAUGGUAGUGUAAUUGAUUAUCUAGAUAAUCGUCCAAAAUACAUCGUUGAUAUCAAUCUGAAGUUUGGUCGCGGAUUACUUUCUGUUAUAGAAUUAACUUUUAUUGACAACAAAUCUACUGGACCUUUAGGAACACCCGAUGUUCCAAUAACUGGAACAGUACGAUUUGGCCCAUUUAAUCAAUUUAGAUUAAUGGAGAAACAAAUUCAAAAGUACUUUACUGAAAUGAUCACAUUAAAUACAUCAUAUAACGUUGGACAUGCGUCGCCGAAUAAUUCUCGUGUAUUAAUUUUACCGUUUAUCGAAUUUGAUCCGUGCAGAAUUGGAAAAAAUCAACCGUUACCUUUAGAUUCAAAAUUUUCUUUUAACAUUGCCAUUUCAAAUGUGCUUUUUGCUAUAAUGCAAAUCAUUGAUUUGAUUCUUACCGGGACGAGUUCAAUUAAGCCCGGAAUAGCUUGCGAUUUGAUGGGAAAAAUUUCUCCAUCAUUCUUAACAUUCAAUUUAUUAUCAGUUACAUCUUUCACAUACUUAUUUUUUUUAAGAGUGUGUAAAAGUGUUGAUAUAACCAGAAAGCAUGAUUGGAGAUUGCGGAAAUUAUUAUUUUUAGGUUCUUUGGUUGCAUCGAUUUAUGGUCUCAAUAGAUAUGAACCACAAGAUCUAUGGUGUUCCAACAAGCCACAAGGGGGAAUUAUAUGCCUGGUCAAUGUAGGAUUCAUAACCAGUAUUUUGAUCGUCGCGUUAACGAUCUGCUUUAGGCUUGUAAAUAUGACGCGUUAUAUGAUAAGUGAGGAUCACGUGCGUGUUAACAAGAAACGUGAACCGGUUCAACCACACGUUAUACGUAAUGCGGUUUCUUCUUUAAUACCAUACUUCGUGCAAUGGAUAUGCGUUUUGAUAUAUAACUUUUCGUUGCUUCACAAAGUAAAUGAUAAAUCGACCAAAUCGUUUUUUACGAUAAUCUUAAUAUUAGGUGUAAAUCUUGGUGGAUUCGGUAACGCAUUUAUGUACAUUAUUAAUGAAUAUAGGACAUUUCUCAUUGUAGGAAACCCCACGAAAUGUCAUACUUUAGAUCAAAAUAACGUUGUAGUGAAUUCUAUAUCACGAGGAAUUUGUAUGGAUUUUUUAGUAGCGUAG